UCCAAUAACUUAAAUCUUUUCAUACAUCUUCUGAAGCUUAAAAAGGAAUUCACAUUUUUCAGAAACAAACAAAAAAAAUAGAAAUGGCUUUGGUGAGAAGUAUAUUGGGAGCAAAGAAGAUUCUAUGCCGCUCCACCAGAGCAGCCUUGGCGGCACCAAAAGGGUUUCUUGCGGUGUACGUAGGAGAAAGCCAGAGGAAGAGAUAUUUGGUGCCAAUCUCAUAUUUAAACCAGCCUUCGUUUCAAGCUCUGCUCAGUAAAUCCGAGGAAGAGUUUGGAUUCGAUCAUACGAUGGGCGGCUUAACGAUUCCAUGUCCUGAAGAUACCUUCAUCAAUGUGACUUCUCGGCUCCAAUGAUGAUGAUCUACAUUUUUUGUCCUUCUAACUUUAGAAAUAGACUUAUUCAUUGUAAAUAGCUGAGCAUUUUUACUCUUUCUCUUGAAAGAGUUUUUCUAAAAGUUUAGAUAGUGAAUACCAUUUUUAUGCGAAAGACAUGAUUCAUGUCAAUACAUUUUGGAUCGAUCA
Camelina sativa (false flax) is the source of this 524-nucleotide messenger RNA. NCBI's taxonomy places the organism in Eukaryota, Viridiplantae, Streptophyta, Magnoliopsida, Brassicales, Brassicaceae. The record is from RefSeq and is a predicted model, not a curated record.